AUGGUGCUGAGGAUUGAGAGCGGCGACAGCGAUGUGUGCAGCGAGUGCUGGGACAAGGCCGUGCUGUUUGCCGCGGGCACGGACCCCUAUGUGCUCAUGGAGGAGGCGGUGAUCGUAGCCGCGGAGUGCAGCGGGACCGCCAAGCCUCUGCGCGCCAAGACCCUGCCCCCAACCCUCGACUCAUUUGGCUGGUGCAGCUGGGACUCGUUCUACUCCACGGUCUCCGCGCAGGGCCUCGACGAUGCUGUCCGAGGCCUGCGGGCUCAGGGCACGCCACCACGCUGGGUGGUCAUUGAUGACGGCUGGCAGUGCACACAGGUGGACGCCGCCUACCGCGACGACCCGCUCAAGGCCUUCCGACGAGGCAACGGGGAAGAGUCCUCCACCAACUCGCGCGAGUCCUUCGUGGAGGGCGAGUUCGAGGCGCUGGAGCUGGCGGCGCGCGGCAUCCCGGCGGCCGGGUCGGCGGGGGCCAUGCUGCGCGAGGUGCGCAGCAGCCUGGACCCCGAGGGCGCGCCCCCCAUCGACGCGGAGAUGAUGGCGCUGCAGAAGACGGGGGGGCUGGCGACGGGGGAGGAGGGGCGGCGAGGCAGGCACCUCUGGCGCCGACCCUUUGUCAUCAGCCUGACACUGGACCUGCUGGGUUACGUCGGCGGCCGCAUCACCGGCUUCUUCUCCUUCCUGCUCAUCAUGUUUUACCAGAAUGUGGUCGACCCCGCCCCCACCGGCAGCUGGCCGGCGCGGCUGUGGACGUGGGCUGCGCUGCGCUCGCUGCGCGAGCCCCUGGUCCAGUUCAUGGCGGACAGCACCAACUUCACGCGCCGCCUGACCAGCGUGCGCGCCAACUCCAAGUUCUCCUCCCCCCGCGCGCGGCCCGAGGACGUGUCCUCUGGCGCGCCCGCCGACCUGGCCUCGGUGGUGUCCCACCUGCGCAGCGUGCACGGCGUGGCCUGGGUGGUCUGCUGGCACGCGCUGUCGGCCUACUGGUCGGGCGUGAGCUGGGAGUCCCCGGGCAUGGCGCGCUACGCGCCGCGCCUGGUCUACGGCGCCCCCACCCCCGGCGUGGCCGAGGUGGAGCCCUCGGCCGCCUGGAACCCGGCCGUGCUGGGCGGCGUGGGCUGGGUGGGGGACAUGGGCGCGCUGUUCGAGGACAUGCACGCCUACCUGGCGGCGGCGGGGGUGGCCGGAGUCAAGGUCGACGCCCAGGCCGGCGUCGGCUUCGUGGGGCACGCCAGCGGCGGCGGCGCGGCGGCCGCCGCCAGGGCGCACGCCGCGCUGGAGGCCAGCAUCGCCGUGCACUUCCCCGCCAACCUGGCGGUGAACUGCAUGUGCCACAGCACGGAGAACAUCUACGCCUGGGAGGGCACCGCGCUGGCCCGCGUGUCCGACGACUUCUACCCGACCGACGCCUCCACGCACCGCCCCCACGUCGCGGCCUGCGCCUUCAACUCCCUCUUCUUCUCGGGCGUCGCUCACCCAGACUGGGACAUGUUCCAGUCCGAGCACCGCGCCGCCGCGCUCCAUGCCGCCGCGCGCGCCGUGAGCGGCGGUCCGGUGUACGUGUCAGACAGCCCCGGGCGCCACUGCGUCCCGCUGCUCAAGCGCCUGGUGCUGCCCGACGGCGGCGUGCUGCGCGCGCUGCGCCCCGGCCGCCCCACGCGCGACUCGCUGUUCCUGGACGUCUGCUGCGACGCCCGCUCCUGCCUCAAGGUCUGGAACCUGAACCCGCGCGGCGGCGUGCUGGCGGCCUUCAACCUCCAGGGCUCGGCCUGGGACUGGGGGCGGCGGCGGUACCGCACGCACGAGGCCGCGCCGCCGCCGCUGCCCGCGCGUGCCGCGGUAUGGGACGUGGAGCCGUACCGCGGCGCGCCCAGCGGCGACCGCUUUGCCAUGCACGUGGAUGGGGCCGAGGGCGUGCUGGUUGUGGACGCCGCCGGCGGCGUGGACCUGCAGGUCCCCAGUGAGUCGGUGGAUCUGUUUGUUGGCGGCGGCGCCGUGAUGGUGACCGUGGCGCCGGUGGUGACCUCGCCCGACGGCCAGGUCAGCGCGGCCCCGCUGGGGCUGGCCAACAUGCUGAACUGUGGGGGCGCGGUGCGCGACUUCCACUGGCAGACGUCCCCGGAGAACGGGCGCCCCGCCGCGCCGCAGCUCAGCGUGGAGGUGCGCGGCUGCGGGACGCUGCUGGCGUACUGCAGCCGGGAGCCGGGCAGGGCCUAUGCGCAGGGCGUGCAGACCAACUGGUGGUGGAAGGAGGGGCGGCUGGAGGUGAGCGUGCCGCAGGGCGACGGGGCGAGCACCCAGACGGUGGUCAUCGCUUUCUAG
This is a messenger RNA of Auxenochlorella protothecoides, 2322 nucleotides long. Its product is annotated as putative galactinol-sucrose galactosyltransferase 2. The record is from RefSeq and is a predicted model, not a curated record. The transcript is spliced from 7 exons. NCBI's taxonomy places the organism in Eukaryota, Viridiplantae, Chlorophyta, Trebouxiophyceae, Chlorellales, Chlorellaceae. The coding region runs from base 1 to 2322 and encodes 773 amino acids.